Molecule: messenger RNA, 723 nt
Organism: Leptopilina heterotoma
Lineage: Eukaryota; Metazoa; Arthropoda; Insecta; Hymenoptera; Figitidae
Exons: 1
Coding region: 1-723 (240 amino acids)
Biological process (GO): DNA integration
Molecular function (GO): nucleic acid binding
Source: RefSeq, a predicted model, not a curated record
AUGUACAGUGAUUGCGGAACAAAUUUUCAAGGCGCAAGUAAAGAACUUCGUGUUGCAUUUGAAAGCGCAGUUGAAAGUGUCGAAUUUAAAAAUAUAAUCGCUAAAGAUCGCAUUCAAUGGAGAUUUAAUCCUCCGGCAGCGCCUCACUUCGGAGGUCUAUGGGAGGCGUCCGUUAAAAGUAUGAAAGCAAAGCUUGUCAAGUUGUUUGGUUCGAGUACUCCGACAUAUGAGGAAUUAUCUACUGCAAUUUAUCAAAUUUCUGCUAUUUUGAAUUCGCGGCCUUUAACUCCAAUCACCGAGCAUAUUGACGAUUUAAAUGUAUUAACACCGGCUCAUUUUUUAAUAGGUGGCUCGUUUUCGGCUAUUCCUCAACCAUCGCUUUGUCAUUUAAAACAAAAUCAAUUAUCGCGGUGGCAACAUAUGCUACAAUGUACUGAAAGUUUUUGGAAUCAGUGGUUAAAUGAUUACUUACGGACUUUACAACAACGUUUCAAAUGGCAAGAUGUCGAGGAUUCUAUCAUUGUUGGUCAAAUGGUGUUAUUGCGACGACCAAACGUUCCGCCUACAAAAUGGGUGCUAGGUAGAAUCAUAGAAAUUAAGAGAUCGUCUGACAAUUUAGAUAGAGUUGUAAAAGUUAAAACAUCUACUUCCGAAUAUUUGCGUCCUAUUACUGAAGUGGUUGUAUUACCAUUUCAAGCGAACAGUAAUGAAUCUGAUAUGUAA